CCACUCGACCAUUCGGAAUGACCAGGAUUGGUAUCGUCCUGGCUUCCAACUGAAUGGCAAACUCAUGACGCAUACGACGAAUGACGCUACGAAGGUAGAUUCAGACAUAUGGCUCCACAGCCUACGCCGCCACACCCCAUACCAUUACAUCUUCACCAUCACGCAUCAACAGAGUCUUCCCAGAUGCGAUGCUAUACUGUUGCUUAUUUAUGUUUCUGGCUUUUAAGCCUUGAAUGUCCCGAUUUCUGUCCAAUCCUCUUCACUUGGAUAUUUCCCUCAUGGCAAAAUGUGCAUAUGGUGGUCGUUUCGAGAGCAAAUUGUGAUUCUUCAGAGUUGACCUACCGACCUGGAUUUCACAUUUCCAUCAGAAUGGAGUUUUUUUUUCGUUGUUUCUUACUUUCUUCGAUUCUUGCUUUUCCAUCUUCAUGCCUUUCACUAAAGCUUCAAACAAGUUGUAAAACCUGCCCUACCAUCUGUCUAGUCGGUUUGGAAUACAUCCAUGGUCUUUGCCUCGAAAUCAUCUGCUACUACUUCCAUGGUAGCUGAAUGUACCUGUAUUAAUGGCUCUUAUGUGAGCGAGCCCCCCUCCCUUCCCCCUCUUGAUCGCCCG
Messenger RNA from Pseudovirgaria hyperparasitica, 610 nucleotides. RefSeq lists its product as uncharacterized. Lineage: Eukaryota; Fungi; Ascomycota; Dothideomycetes; Acrospermales; Acrospermaceae. Bases 109 to 546 code for a protein of 145 amino acids. The transcript has a single exon. The record is from RefSeq and is a predicted model, not a curated record.